Messenger RNA from Pollicipes pollicipes, 2592 nucleotides. Its product is annotated as sex peptide receptor. Gene Ontology annotation, molecular function: G protein-coupled peptide receptor activity. The record is from RefSeq and is a predicted model, not a curated record. Gene Ontology annotation, biological process: G protein-coupled receptor signaling pathway. Gene Ontology annotation, cellular component: plasma membrane. NCBI's taxonomy places the organism in Eukaryota, Metazoa, Arthropoda, Thecostraca, Pollicipedomorpha, Pollicipedidae.
CCGGCGACCUCCUGAGCGGCGCAGCACGGACGUCUGCGGACCAGUCCGCACCGGCCUGCACGCACAGAUGGAGAUGACGGCAGCAAGCCCGGCAGCGAACACCAGCGGAGCGGAGCCCGCCAUCGAGUACUGCGGCGCCGGCGUGGCCGCCUUCAGCGUGGCGUACCGCCAGCUACACGGGUACCUGGCGCUCGGCGUCUGCCUCUUCGGCCUCACCACCAACAUCCUCAGCAUCGUGGUGCUGACGCGCAAGACCAUGGCAUCACCGACCAACGCCAUCCUGGCCGGUCUGGCCAUCGCCGACAUCAUGGUCAUGGUCAUGUACGUGCCGUUCACGCUGCACUACUACAUCCAGGCGUUCGGCGCGUCCAGCCUGACCUACGGGUGGGCUGUGUUCAUGCUGACUUACGUGCAUGUGACACAGGUAUUCCACACCGUCUCCAUCUGGCUGACGGUGGUGCUGGCCGUGUGGCGGUACUUGGCGAUCGGACACCCGUCGCUGAACCGCGAGUGGUGCUCUAUGAAGAACACGUCUGUGGCUAUCGUGUCCGCUUACAUUUUCUGCCCGAUUCUCUGCAUCCCGUCCUUUCUCACCUUCGCCAUCACGCCGAUCGACAACUCCACCGGCCGCUUCCUGGUUGACUUCAGUGACCUCAGCAAGCAGAGCAAUAAGCUCCUGGAGAAGCUCAACUUCUGGGUGUACAGCGUGCACGUCAAGCUGCUGCCCUGCGUCAUCCUGACUAUCUUCAGCUGCUGCCUUAUCUGGGAGCUAUUGAAGGUCAAGAAGAGGAAAUCAGAGCUGCUUCACCGGGCGACCGCCGGCAACAGCAAGCUCUCGUGCGCCGAGCGGCACACAGUGCGCACCACACGCAUGCUGUUAGCCAUCCUGCUACUCUUUCUGUUGACCGAGUUCCCCCAGGGCAUCCUGUCGCUAUUGUCCGGUAUUCUGGGUGAGCAGUUCCUGGACCAAUGCUACAACAAGAUGGGUGAUCUGAUGGAUAUCCUGGCACUCAUCAACUCAGCCAUAAACUUCAUCUUCUACUGUUCCAUGUCCACCCAGUUCCGCUCCACGUUUCAGCAGCUGUUUCUCUCCUUCGAGUGGAUGCCGCGACCGUUCAAGAUGGGCAUUGCCUCGGAUGGAACGGACUGCACCCGGGUCUAGGACCGGGAUGACAAUGCAGGGAAAUAACAGCACUAGACUCUGAGACAGCGACCAGCUGACUGCACCCGAGUCUGCGACCUGGAUAACUAGCGGGGAGAGCGAGAAGGGAGCUCUCGCACUUCUCUCGCGGACUGCGACAUCCCUCAAAGCAAUGUUGUCGUGCCACACAACCAUAUUGGCAUGGUUGACAGGCAGGGAUUUGUGACGUAUCUCGUUAUGGGGAAGGAAGUUUCCUCAAGGAAGAUUUGUAUGUACUUUUUCGUAGCUAUUUGCACGCCUCAGUGUGUUGAAUGUGUCAUCAGGGAAUUGCACGGCAUCGGCCAAAUGUUGUGAGACACAGUUUUAAAGAGCGAAUCUAAAUGAUCAAACUCCACAGAUGAUUAUCAAGAGGCAAGACUUUUGGUUUUGCCAGUUAGACGAGCACUUUUUGGAACGUCUUUCGCCAGCAGACGUAUUGGUCCCUUCAACCCACUUUUAUCUUAAAUAUUUCUAAGUAAUAAAUAUAUUUAGUACUUCUACGCACUCAUGGAUACUGAGCCGCUUUCAGACACACGAGCUCAGAAAUACUUGACGUUAAAUAUACAUAGAUAUUGAGCGGCUUUCAGUUACAAAUGGUGAGAAAUACUUGGAGUCAGAUAUACGUAGAUAUUGAGCGGCCUCCAGUUACAUGUGGCGAGAAAUAGUUGGAGUCAGAUAAACAUAGGCAUUGAGCGGCUUUCAGUGACAUGAUGUCAGAAAUACUGGCCGUCAGAUAUACCAGUCACCUUUUAUAAGUGAAGACGACUGUCUUGUUAAAUACAUACUAUUUGCACGGAUUUCCCACAAUUGUAUUGCACAAAUGGGUAACACCUCUUGAAUCAGUGGCAUGGCCGUGCUUGGCAGUCAGCUUAAAAUGGACGAACCAAAGCUACUUCAGAUUAUUACACCACGAAUUUCAAUUUCUUUAUCUCUGCCUGCUCUCGUUUCUUGCCGGAAGGAGUGUGGUCAAAAGGGCUUCGGUUCUGCGUGAGUUUUGACUUGAAGAUUUGCAAGUGCCUGUUGUACAGGGGUUUUGCACUAUAUGUUAGGUGGUCUGGAAACUUCAAAUUCAGUGUCUUUCUGGUUCUUUUCGAUACGUUGGUGUGACAUUGGUUUACAAUCGUGUGUAUAGAGAGAUUCGUGUCCGUAGCCGUGCAUUAAGCAUAUACUUUCAUUUUAUUUUCGCAAGAUGGUGUACCUGUCUUCGCUUGUAUUGGUUACAAAGACAUGCCUUGUGACCGUAAACUAGGGCAUGGGAUGGUGUUUGUGCUAACAGUCAGAGUUUUCUGGCAGUUAUCAAUGUGAUACGUGGCCAGCGACGUCUCUGAUUAUGAGCUUACUGUACGUUCUCAGUGAACGAUCGCUUUAGCGCGUUUCUGACCAGAGACUAGUUCAGAAGUCAAUAAGUCAAG